AUGUUAUUAAGAUUAUUUUCAAAGGUAAAAAAGUUUAAAAUAAUAUUAAAUUUUACAGUUAUAAAUGCUGAUACUCUUUUAGAAUUUAAAUUAUAUGAUUUUACCAUUCCAGAUACUAAUGCUAUUAAAGAAAAGAAUAGGUUGAAAUUUACUAAAGAUUAUAAUAACAACUAUAAAGAUUAUAGUACUAAUAAGUUUUUAUCUGAUAAUGAUACUAAAUAUGAGUAUAAUUAUAAAAUUUUUAUUAAGUUAGAAAAUAAUACAACUCUUCUAGCAAAGUUCAAUUAUUAUAUUCCAUUUAAACCUGAAAAGACUACAGGAACAGGCACACAAUUAGUAGAUAAUCAUAACUUUGAAAAAUUUCAAGCCAAUUACUAG
Messenger RNA from Cetraspora pellucida, 378 nucleotides. NCBI's taxonomy places the organism in Eukaryota, Fungi, Glomeromycota, Glomeromycetes, Diversisporales, Gigasporaceae. The record is from the annotation of a GenBank genome assembly.